Messenger RNA from Pelobates cultripes (western spadefoot toad), 31144 nucleotides. The record is from the annotation of a GenBank genome assembly. NCBI's taxonomy places the organism in Eukaryota, Metazoa, Chordata, Amphibia, Anura, Pelobatidae.
AUGAGGAAGGCAAGUAUGUGCUUUUGUAGCUUUAGAAUGCUCAGAACUCCAGUUAUUUUGGCUCCUUAAGAAACGAGCUGCAGGAGCUUCACAUACGUGUGGCCAGUCAGUUCAAGCUCCAAGCCACGCCCACUUUUUAAUCAAUAUCUUUUUUUUAAAGUGGGACCCUCUGAAGACUUUUAUAUUGCUUUUAUUUUGUUUAAUAAAUGGUAACAAAUUUUAUAUCCAUUUUUAAACUUUUUCUUUUACUUCCUGGCACCAUCCUAUUCCAAGGUGGGGAUUAUACCACCUAUGCUGUAUACACUAGAGCAAGUUCUGCUCUAGUAAAUGUGAGUACCUGACUUUAUUCUCUUUUGAGCACUUAUAAGUACUUACUUCACUAUUAGAAUAUCCUUUUUGUUUUUUAUAUGAUCUGCAUAUAUUGCACUUUACUGGAGACACAAGAGUGGACUAGAUCUUCAUAUAUCCUUAGAUGGGGAUUGUUCUGUCCAUGUGCAUUACAGCAGCGCUCUGAGAUAGCUCUAGUAAACGUGAGUGACACUAAAUUAGAUUACCUUAACACUCACCCACUGGACAUCCCAUAUUGCACUAUUAUUUAUUUUUGUUCCUUUUGUUUUUGAGGUCUACUGUAUAUACUACUUUGAAUACAAUUUGUGUAUGUAUAUAAUUUUUAUACUUUACUAUUUGGGACAUAUAUCAUGUGCUGUUCAUUUGAGGCUGUAUUUACCUAAUUUUAAUACCUGCUAGGAAACAGAUUAUUGUUAUUAUGUCCUGAUAUGUAAAACAAUAGAAUUCUAAGAGGGUGUACUUUAUUUUUCUUGUGACUGUAUAUGCAAUUCAGAUCUCGGCACUCUCCUUUUUUGACAAAAUAAAAAUAUAUGCCCAGGUGGGACCCAUCUUUAUGUAUAUUUCCAAGUGAUAAGGUGUACUCUCCGAGGACCUAAAUUUAAAACUUCAGAAGUUUUUUAAUUUUAAUGUAUAGUCAUCAAUAUACGUGACUUAUGUUUCACCCCAUUUGAGCCUUUUUCAAGAUCAAGUGAUACAAAAAAGAGAAAGUGAUAAUGAUACAGUGACUUGCCAAAGCUGUGCGUUGUGCAAACAGACCAACUGGAAGUGCGUAGGAACACACUUGAGAAACGUGGUGACGUGCACCAUCUGUAGGUUGCUAAGAAACAAGUACACAAAAACUUCACAUCAAAAAAUGACCACUUUCGACAUUAAAAAUUACUAGUGCUACCUAGUUAGACCAGAAUUGUAUGGAGAAAUGUGUGCAAACUCAAAAAACAAACAGGGGUUAGAUACCCUCCAGAAUGUACUAAUUAAGGGAAAAUGCAAAUAGAAAUAUGAUAUAUAUUAAAUAUUAUAAUACCUGUGUCUAUUCAUCAACAUGCACGCAAAACUAGCAUUCAGGUGCUGUUGUUUUUUUUUAUCAGAAAAACACUAUGUAAAAAAAAAUAUAUAUAAUAAUAAAAAAUAUAUAUAUAUAUAUAUAUAUAUAUAUAUAUAUAUAUCUCAUAUCUCUAAUAUAACAUUACUUUACAAGAACAUGGAAAGCACAAUAUUCUCAUUAAGUUCCUUUGGCAUUAUAGUCCCCAGUGAGUGGAUAUAAAUAUGCCUCUCUUUGUAAAAGUUGUUUAGACCGAUAUUUAGUUGGUAUGUGUUUGAUGACCAUAAACUUUAAAGUUGGUACCCUUUGAGUGGCUAAAAAAUGUUUAGCUACUGGUUUGUUGGUUGUUUGAUCUAUGAAAGCUGUGGUAAUUGAUGUUCAGUGUUCCCUAAUUCGAUCAAACCACAAGGGCAUAUAAUUAAAAAGGGGCAUGACUUGAGGGGUGCACAGUGGUUCGUUCCUAUAAAAAGUGGUACAAGGAAGGACCACCGGUGAAUCAGCGUCAGGAUCAUGGGCACCCGAGCCUCAUUGAUGCACAUUGAAAGCGAAGGGUAGACCAUCUGGUUUGAUUACACAGAAGAGCUGCUAUAGUUUAAAUUGCUGAAAAACCUAAUUCUGGAUAUGAUAGAAAGGUGUCAGAACACACAGUGCAUUGCCAUUUUCUGCCUAUGUGGUUGCUUAGCCACAGACCAGUCACAGUGCCCAUGAUGAACAAGUCCAAAACAGGACCAUGGAACAAUGGAAGAAGGUUGCAUGAUGCACUAUUGGAAGAAGGCAAGCCGGCGGAGGUAGUGUUAUGCUAUAUUAUGUUAUGGGCAGUGGUGUAUCCUGGUUUUGUGCUGCCCUAGGCAGGACAAAACUCAGGUGCCCCCCUCCCCCCCGCGCCACCCCCACCCAACCCUUCCCCCCGCCCCACCUUCUAAAUACACACACACACACAGUCAGACACAUACACAAACACACACACACACACACAGUCAGACACACACAGAGCACACACACACACAGUCAGACACAUGCACACACGAGACACAGUCGAACACAAACACACACACACACACAGUCCAGACACACACACACACACACAUACACAGUCGAAGACACAAACACACACACAGUCAGACACACACACAGUCAGACACAAACACACACACAAACACACACAUUCAGACACAUACACAGACACAGUCCAGACACAAACACACACACACACACAGUCAGACACACGCACACACACACACAUACACAGUCAGACGCUUACAAACACACACACACAGUCAGACACACACAGUCAGACACAGAAACACACACACCAGCACGCACCGAGACACACAGUCACAUACACACACACAGUCAGACACAAACACACACACACAGUCAGACACAUACACAGACACAAACACAGUCAGACACAAACACACACACAGUCAGACACAUACACAGACACAAACACACACACACACUCACAAACACACACAGUCAGACACAAACACACACACACAUUAACUUUUUUUAAAUUUAAAUCCCCCCCCAACCUCCUUACCUUUGGGAGUGCUGGGGGGUUCUCUCUCCCUGGUGGUCCAGUGGCUGCAGGGCGGGCGGCGCUGGCAGGCGGGCGGGCGGCCGGCGAGGGAGCACUUCCCAUGAGCUGACUGCUCAGCUCCCUCGCGCGUCGGCUGCAGAGUGAGGCUGGGAACCGGAAGAUGACGUCAUCUUCCGUCUCCCAGCCUCACUUUGCGGUGCGCGAGGGAGCUGAGCAGUCAGCACAUGGGAAGUGCUCCCUCGCCGGCCGCCCGCCUGCCAGCGCUGCCCGCCCGCCCGCUCGGGAUGUCAGUUAGCCGCAAGGCUAACAAGGCAUCUGCCCUGGGCAUUUGGGGGGCGGCGUUUUUUGCCGCCCCCUGAAAAAUGCCGCCCAAGGCAAAUGCCUUGUUUGCCUCGCGGCUAAUACGUCCCUGGUUAUGGGCAAUGCUCUGCUGGGAAACCUUGGGUCCUGCUAUUCAUGUGGAUGUUACUUUGACAUGUACUACCUACCUAGAGAUUAUUGCACAUCAAUGUACACCUCUUCAUGUUGAUAAUGUUACCUGAUGGCAGUGGCCUCUUUCAGCAGGAUAAUGCACCCUUUCCUACAGCAAAAAAAUAUUUAGGAAGGGUUUGAGGAACAUGACAGAGUUCAAGGUGUUGCCUUGGCCUCCAAAUUCCCCAGAUCUCAAUCCAAUUGAGCACCUGUGGGAUGUGCUGGAACAACAAAUCCCAUCCAUGGAGGCCCCACCUCACAACUUGCAGGACUUAAAGGAUCUGCUGCUAAUGUCUUGAUACCAGAUACCACAGGACACGUUCAGAGGUCUUGUGGAGUCCAUGCCUCGACGAAUAAGAGCUGUUUCAUUUAAUUGUAAUCUUAAUAAGAGACCAGGGGCAGAUAAUGUUAUGUUAUUAAUUGGAGAAUUAUUUACUAAACAAUUAGGAGUGUAUUUCUGAUGAUAUUAUAGAUUAUCACCAAUAUUCCCUGAUGAAGGAGGUGCAGUCAUACAAAACAUGUAGGAACUAAGUGAUCAUUGAGUUUUGUUUCACUCUCGCAGACUCCCAGAUACUGUAUCAUUGGAAGAAGCAUGUACAUCUUAUGAACCAGGACACAGGAGCAUUGGAACAUUGGCGGUUCUGUUUAUUACAUUAUUGUACCUGUGUGUGGAUUUUUAAUACCUUUAAUAUUUUAAUAAAUGCAUUCAACUAUGUAAGCCAUGUGUGCAUAUAUCCAUAUACCUUUCCCAUGAAAGCCCUGCACCAUCUGCAGCCCCAGAACACCUCAAUGCCCCAUCACAUGGAAGCCAUCCUCGGUUAGGCAAAGAGGAGGGUGGCUAAAACUCAUUUGGAUGUAUCUGUGCAAUGUGUUUUUCUGUGGGACAGUGUGUAUCUGUAAUGUGCAAGUGUGUGUCUGUAAGAAUGCAUGAGAAUGGGAAUGUGCACCUGUGUAGAUAUCUGUGUGUGAGUAUUAGUGUCUGCUAAGUUCUGAUGGAAGCCAUGGUUUUAAAUCUAAGGUGCAAGAAGCACAAAUUCUCUUACACUUCUUGACAUCCUUGCAAUCCCAAAUCAUGUAGUUUACCUAAGAGAUACAGUUUAAUAUUUACAUUUCACAGUAUUGUAGUCUCUGCAGUGUCACCCCCAUACCUUUUGGCUGGGUCUUUGCUUCAUCUGUGAAUCAGUUUUAUCCUCCUCCACAAGCUAAGCCAUUGUUAUUGUCUUGACUUCAUGUUUCUUUUGUCCAUAUUUCUAAGCUUCUCUGUGUUUAGUGUAUAUUACAGCACAUUGGAAAAAAAAUUUGCAUUUCUAUUUAUUUUUACUUAUUGCACAUUUGCAAGUCAAUUUACCAAAGCGCUAAGAAACCCAUAGUCUCUCUUAUUUGCCAUAACAUCUUUUUUAUUGUUUUAAAGGAGUGGUUAUGGUGCUGACACACCUCAAACAGCAAACAUAAAACUUAACAAAAAAAGUUUUUCAAUAAAAAAAUAUAGCUGCAUGUAUUAAAGGAGCACUAUAGUGCCAGGAAAACAAACUCAUUUUCCUUGCACUAUAGGGUCAUUAGGUCCCCGCAACCCUCAGGGACCCCCUCCUGCUGAGCUAGCCACUUACAUUUUUCCAGUGUUGGGCCUCUGUGCUGGGGAGCUCUCCUUCUCCCGACGUCAGAUCAGAAUGCGCAUAUGUGGCAAGAGCUGCGUGCGCAUUCAAACCGCCCAUAGAAAAGCAUUACUCAAUGCUUUCCUAUGGACGUCCAGCGUCUUCUCACUGUGAAUUUCAGUGAGAAUCGCGGAGGCGCCUCUAGCAGCUGUCAGUGAGACAGCCACUAGAGGCUGGAUUAACCCUCAGUGAAACAUAGCAGUUUCUCUGAAAUUGCUAUGUUUUCGACUGCAGGGUUAAAACUAGAGGGACCUGGCACCCAGACCACUAAAUUGAGCUGAAGUGGUCUGGGUGCAUAUAGUGGUCCUUUAAAGAACGUUAAGUUAAAGAAAUUGAUCCCAAACAGACAAGAUAAUCGUGAACUGGUAAAUUGAUUGCAAACCUGAUAGAGUAAGCAUUUUGUCAAUAAAUGAAACUGCAGUGCAGGGAGGAAUUCUCUUAGUAAAUUUAAACAAGAAGAAAAAGGAUGAGUUGAUAUAGCUUUAAAUGCCAUCUACAAUCUUAACAUUCAACAGUAUCUGUAUUAAUCAUGGUGAGGCUUUAGCUUGUCAGAUAAGAAGCUCACAAAACAGUGAUUUGUGGCGACUUGACAACUGAGAUGCAAAAUUAAGGUCAAAGUAGCAGAGUUGGAAAAAAUAUACAUACUUGAAUGACAAGUGCACAUUAAAUCCUGACAAGUUAGCGUUUCAAUGAAAACUGGUUUUAUGGCAGUUCUGCUAUCAAGGAUGGUGAGCAACAACCUUGAGUCUGUCACGUAGACAUGCAGAGUUCUCUCUGAAUGCUCCACCAUGUGUGCAGGACAUGACGGCUGACCCAUUACUCCUUUUCCCCAUUUCCCCCCCAAUAAGACACCACACACCUUUUCUGUGGAUAAGGGAAACGGCCACAGCUUUAUUAAAUUCAACUCAAUUCAAAUAACCAUAAACUGUCAGCUGAUGGACGUUAAUCCAACAGACAGUUCUCCACCUCUUUUUCCCAAUAGCCUCAACAGCCAAUACUUGCCAUCAGCCCUUGUGGGUUUUGUCAUCUCCCCAAUUCGACUCCUGGCUUCCUCCUUUAUUCCCAGUUGCGCUGUCCAGGGAUCCCGCCAAGCUGUGACAAAACAAGAAACAAACAGCAAGACACCAAACCACCAACAACUUGGGUGGGAAAUUUAGCCAGGUUGAUGCUAAUGUCUCUGCUGCCCCUUGCAUUUGCAACAAUUUAUCCAUUUAAGACCAGCACACCAUACAUGGGAAGCAGUCAUGCUCCCCCUUCCCAAUUUGUGCAGGGGGGAAAUUAAUGGAGAUAGCAGGAUAGAUGUUGUCACACCCUGAACCUCCAUCUAUCAUAUUCAUAUAUUUCAUGCUCUGAAUAGGUCAAUCCACACAGAGAUCUGGGAAAAAAUUGUGUCCAAAAAAGGCCUUUCAUUUGUACUUGUCCCCUGGCCAAAAGCUGCGAGCCCUCCCUGAUGUUUCCCAUUUUACAUGCUAUUCCUGUCUCCAUAUCAGCUCCCCUAUCCACAGCAAUCCACAUUAAUCACCUCUACUCCUUGACCACCCUAUCAAUAUAAAUACUUAUAUAAUUUAACUUCUUAAAUUAGUGCAACUGGCCAUCACAAAUCCCCAUCACCUGCAAUUCUCCUCUGUCUAUAUUAGACAGCUUCUUUCUCCUACUUACUCCUACUGAUAACAUUGACUUUCUUAGGUAGGUUUCUCCUGUCUGUGACUUGGCUGCUAAUGUGCCUCUUUUUCCUGAGUAAAAAAAAUGUGCACUGUGGAUGUUGUUCGGUGAUAUCAUCUCACCUGCAGUGACGUUUCAGUGAUGUCAUAAUGCAUCAAACAUAUUAACAUACUUACGAGAGAGUUUAGAUAAUUAGCCAUUGGAAAUCUGUUUAUCCAGAAUUGUAGAUUUGUACUGAGAAUUUAACUUGGGGAUUUCUUUCUUAAGGGGGUAUUUUGCACUAAGCAGCUCUAUAUUUGCAGUAUUGCUGUCCACAGCCUGCAAUACCAUGAUCAGCCUGUAGGGUGCUCAUAUUACAGGACAUCAGUACACACUAUAAGGAGGGAUCAACUCUCUGCUUCCUGUUUGUAUCACGCGAGCUGGUGACUGUUUAUAUAAUAACCUGUGCUAUCAUGAUUGUCGUGAUUAUGGGAGUUAGUGGAUCCGGGAAGUAGGUAUUCGCAGUCAGGAGGUCCUAGUGUGCUGCAAGUCUGGUUAUAUGGGUGAAGAGCUGCAGACCUUAUUCUGUGCUGCUAUCGCAGAGCAGAGUGAGGGCAUUGCAAGGUGUAUUGGAUGAGGGGCAUGGCAAGGUUUAUUGUAUAAGGGCAUUGCAAUGUGUGUAUUGUGUAUGGGGGCAUUGCAUUGCAAUGUGCAUUGUAUGGAGUGGAAACUAAUUAUUUAUGUAACUUAAAAUAUGUGGUUAGUGGAGCGCUGAUUAGCUAAAAAAUAGAUGAGAGAUAAGGUACAAGAAUAGGAGACCUAACAACCUAUACAAUAUAAGACAAAUGGAAAAAAUAAAUAAAAAUACCUUCCUCUUCUAAUAACUCAUAAUUAGUAACCUUACUGGCAUACUUUUGAGUAUGCCAGUAAGGUUACUAAUUAUGAGUUAUUAGAAGAGGAAGGUAUUUUUGUUUAUUUUUUCCAUUUAUUUAUGUAACUUAAUAUGUUUAGUGUAUGCAGCAUUUGUAAAUGAAACCUUGUAGACUUUCAGUGUUGCUUAACCUAUUUUAUAUUUAUAAUGGGGAAAGCUUGACUGGCAAAGUUUAUUACCUAAACACAUAGGGGUUUUAAGAUGGUGGGACUCUAAAGUCCACCACCAAUUUUUCACCCCCCCCCCUCCAACCUGUUGUGUCCCGGCCCACCUAACAUGCUCUACCCCUGACCAGUGAGAUGUCAUAUCCUGUUCAACACUAUAGGCUUAUGGUAGCAUUGCGCAAAACAAUAUUAAUUAUGAAAUAAAUAUUAAAUAACUUAUUUGAAAUGUGUUUAUUCGCUAAACUCAAUUUUAUUCAUUGUGUUUAUUUUAUUGUUGAAUGGCAACAGAUACAUCAAAUAACAAAUAGCGGGAUAUUAGUGUGAGCCACUGACGCAAGUCACAUCACCAGAACCACCCAAAGAGGCGAACAUGCCCAGAAAGGGGUUGUGUUUGCCUGAAUAAUUAGGUCAGCCUGGUGUAAUUGCAUGACUGGCUUCCUGCCAAUCAUACAUGCUGGCUAUCAAAGUGCAUACCAUAAAGAGAGCACCGUGAGCUUGUCAUAAAUGCGUCUGUCUGUCCUUUAGCACUUCCUGGUCCACUCCUCUACUAGCCUUACUAGCAGGCAGAAGCUCCUGUUAUACAGUCUGGGACAGAGAAAAGGUGUAUGUAGUGAGUGUAGAAGAAAGAGAACAUGACCAUGUUAGAGAGACGGAAGCAGCAAGAGCAUUUGCAUAGUGUGCAGUCAACCUGCAGUUGGGGAAUUUGUGAAUGAACCCCAUAGCCCCCACUUGCUCAGAUUGAAUUCUACAAUGCUAUUUAGUAAGCAGCAUUUUAACGGCAGCAAAAUCGUUGGAUAAACAGACAGAAAAUCAUGACAUGUGCAUAGUGGUUUCACUUUCAAACAGAUGUAAUUUACCUUAAAUAGUUGUAUCUCAAUCUCUAAAUUGAACUUUAAUCACAUACAGGAGGCUCUUGCAGGGUCUAGCAAGCUAUUAACAUAGCAGGGGAUAAGAAAAUCUUAAUUAAACAGAACUUGCAAUAAAGAAAGCCUAAAUAGGCCUCUCUUUACAGGAAGUGUUUAUGGAAGGCUGUGCAAGUCACAUGCAGGGAGGUGUGACUUGGGUUCAUAAACAAAGGAAUUUAACUCCUAAAUGGCAGAGGAUUGAGCAGUGAGGCUGCAGGGGCAUGUUCUAUACACCAAAACUGCUUCAUUAAGCUAAAGCUAUAGUGUACCUUUAACACAUAUAAAAAUGCAAGGUCAUUGCCACCUCCAAACACACGUUACUUAAACGUCCUUCGCCCACCACAUAGAAACAUAGAAUGUGACGGCAGAUAAGAACCAUUCGGCCCAUCUAGUCUGCCCAAUUUUCUAAAUACUUUCAUUAGUCCCUAGCCUUAUCUUAUAGUUAGGAUAACCUUAUGCCUAUCCCACGCAUGCUUAAACUCCUUUACUGUGUUAACCUCUACCACUUCAGCUGGAAGACUAUUCCAUGCAUCCACUACCCUCUCAGUAAAGUAAUACUUCCUGAUAUUUUUAAACCUUUGCCCCUCUAAUUUAAGACUAUGUCCUCUUGUUGUGGUAGUUUUUCUUCUUUUAACCCCUUAAGGACGGAGCCAAAUGUACACGUUGUGAACAAAACAAAAUGUAAACAAAACCUGGCAUUUGCGCUACAUGUCUGUCCAAUCGUAAUUCAUCUCUUUCAUAGUAAAUGCACCCACCCUUAUUAUAUAUCAUUUUAUUCAGGGGAAACAGGGCUUUAAUUUAAUAUCAAAUAUUUAGCUAUGAAACAUAAUUUAACAUGAAAAAAAUGGGAGAAAAUACGAUUUAAAAAAAAUGUUUUUACUUCUACAUGACAUUUUAACGGUCAAUGUCAUAAUACUGUUUGCUUUUACUGCAAUAAAAAAAACAUAUUUGUAUUCAGUAAAGUCUCACGUGUAAGACAGUACCCCCUAUGUACAGGUUUUAUGGCGUUUUGGGCAGUUACAGGGUCAAAUAUAGCACGUUACAUUUGAAAUUGAAAUUCGCCAGAUUGGUUACGUUGCCUUUGGGACUUUGUAGUAGCCCAGGAAUGAAAUUUACACCCAUAAUGGCAUACCAUUUGCAAUAGUAGACAACCCAAGGUAUUGCAAAUGGGGUAUAUCCAGUCUUUUUUAGUAGCCAUUUGGUCACAAACACUGGCCAAAGUUAGCGUUAGUAUCUGUUUGUGUGAAAAAUGCAAAAAAACGCCAAUUUUGGCCAGUGUUUGUGACUAUGUGGCUACUAAAAAAGACUGGACAUACCCUGUUUGCAAUACCUUGGGUUGUCUACUAUUGCAAAUGGUAUGCAAUCAUAGGGGUAAUUUUCAUUCUUGGGCUACCAUAGGGCCUCAAAGGCAACAUAACCAAUCUGGCGAAUUUUAAUGUGAAAAAAAUGAAACGCAAGCCUUAUAUUUGACGCUUUGUGUUUCAAAACAGUAAAAAGUAUCGCAGCAAUAAUAUCAUCCGUGUAAGUGCUGUUUGUGCGUGAAAAAUGCAAAAACGUCACAUUUACUGGCAAUAUCAUCGUUGUAAUACAUUUUACUGUUUUGAAAUACUAAUAUUUGUGUUCAGCAAAGUCUCCCGAGUAGAACAGUACCCCCCAUGUACAGGUUUUAUGGUGUCUUGGAAAGUUAUAGGGUUAAAUAUAGUGCUAGCAAAUUAAAUUCCCUUUACUUUCGGCAUGGGUUGUCAGGCAGGUCCCGCUAAUUGUAAUUAAUUAAGAUACCUAAUUAUGUAAAAAUAUUACAUAAAUAUAUGUAGAAUUAAUAUAUGUGUAUAUAUAUAUAUAUAUACGUAUGUGUGUGUAUAUAUAUGUAUAUAUCUAUAUAAUUUUUUUAAAUAUUUUUAUUUAUAUAUAGGUGUGUAUAUAUAUAGUGAUAUAUACAUAUAUAUUUAUGUAUAUAGAUAUAUAUAUAUUAUUUCAUUCUACGUGUAUUUAUAUAUAUAUAUAUAUUAAUUUCACAAUACAGUUAGAACAAAAUAACACACAUCUAUAUAUUUUUUAAUUAUUUAUUUUUAAUUAUUAUUAUUUUUUUAAAUUCUUUAUUUAUUUAUUCAUGCAUGUAGGGUACAAAUAGGCCAGCAAUGCCCCAACAGCUGUUGCUAGCUUUACAUUCAACAGUAGAAAACGUUUGUUGGCAUCAAUUAACAUAGCAAAUUUUUUAUGUUUUAUAAGUACAUUAUGCAAGACAUGGUAAGAGAAAUCAGCCAGUGAGCCCCUUGUGGGUAUGGUAAGAGUGUGAGUCAGUUUGGUGGUAUCCACUACGGGGUCUUUCCUCCUUCCCCUCGACUAUGUGUGUAGUGUAUUAGAGUUGGUUGUUAGUGUUGGUUCCCUGGAAGGAGGGGGGGUAUGGAGUGGUGAGCGAGAGUGAUUACUGGGUUAUGCGAUAUGUUUGGCAGCCCUUACUAAGUGCUAAUACUUCCUCUCUUUGUAUAUUUAUAGUGCUCAUUAUGAAACUACUUCGGUGGUUGCAUUCUAGGCUAUUGGGCUGUGCAGGUUAAUUAGGGUUGCUCAACAAGCAGAGCUAGGAUAAUAGAAAAUAAAGGAAAAUAAUAACAUAUAAGUAUUGAAAGGAAAAGAAAACAUUUUCCAACUGUGGUAGAAAACAUUUUCCAACUGUGGUAGACAUGGUGUGUAGUGAUGAUGGUAUACAAAGUCCCCUUGGGCGAUUCAAUCUCCGCUCCCUCAGGUGGGUGGUCGGUUAGGUGAGACUCGUUGUUUGCCUCUCGGGGUGAAUUCCGGAAUGGUAGCCGGGUUUAGCCUGGACAGUCCUGUUCCCGUCGGCAGUAAGGCUCGCCAGAUGCCCGUUGAUUGGAGGUGCGCUUCCAGCUCCUGGUAUCCCUGUGCUCUGUGGGUAGUCCCGUUGUUUGUAAAUAUGACAACUCGUGGUAUUCCCCAUUUGUAGGGAAUUUCUUUGGCACGUAGGUGUUGCAGCAGGGGUUGUAGCGAUUUCCGCCAUGUGAGGGUGCUCCUGGUGAGGUCUGGGAAGACUGUGAUGGAAGAGCCCUCGAAUGGUGUAGGAGUUUUCCCUCGCAGUGCCGCCAGGAGUGAGGCUUUGUCUGAGAGGGUUUGAAAUCUGAGGACGAGGUCGGCUGUUGCUGAUGCCGGUGCUCUAGCUGGCUUCGGUACCCGGAACAUACCAUCUAGCCUCAGGGAUUUCACCUGCUUUGGUGGGAGCAAGCCUCCGAUAAAGCGCCGUAUAUAGUGGGGUAGGUCGGCGAUGUCGAUCGAGUCCGGGAUCCCCCUGACCUUUAGGUUGUAUCGCCUCUUUUGGUCCUCUAUAGCGUCUAGCCUGUCAGAUGUGGUUAGUUGUUGCUGUGCCAGGUCUGCUACCUACUGUUCCACCUUGCUGAUUCUGGUAUCGUGGUUGCUCGAGCAGGCCUCCCUUGGGAGUUUCUGUCCGCUUUUACUUUUUUCGUUUUGCGGCCCAUGGUGGGUCUACCAGCUGUUGUGAGGUUUGUGGGGUCUUUGGGCCCCGGAAUCCCCCAUAAAAAGCCUCGUUGAGGUUAGUAAGAGCCGGAGCUCCGAGAUAUUCGACCGCUCCGUUGCCUUGCUGACUCCGCCCCCCUUCAAUUAUUUUUUUAAUUUUAUUUUUUAACGUAUUUACAUUUUUUUUUUUAUAUUAUAUAUAAAUAUAUAUAUAACAAUAAUUAUAUAUUUAAUCAGUAUCAGUCUACGUGUAAUUUGAUAUUAAUAUAUAUAUAUAUAUAUAUAUUAAUAGUAAAAUACACCUAGACAGUGUACGUGUGUGUAUGUAUAUGUGUGUGUGUAUAUAUAUAUAUAUAUAUAUAUAUAUAUAUAUGAUCUAAGUAUAUAUUAUUAUUUUUUUUACACUAUUUAUUUUAUUUAAUUUUAUUUUUAGCCAGCAGGGGGACCACCUGUCAUUACAGGCAGCCCCCCUGCUGGCAAUGCUGCAGCCAGCUACCCCCGGCCAUGUGAUUGUGGGGUCCUCGCAAGGACCCCACUCUCACAUGGCCGGGGACUUCCAGGAGGACGGACGUGCCGCGGGGGGCUCCCUGGGAGUGCCCCGAACCGCGAUUGCCGGUGACCGGGGAAGUAGGAAAAGACCGGAGGGCGUACUAUUACGCGUUUAGAGCCGCUUAGAAUAGGGCGUAAUAGUAUGCCCUCCGGUCUUAAGGGGUUAAAUAUAGUCUCCUCCUUUACUGUGUUGAUUCCCUUUAUAUAUUAAAAUGUUUCUAUCAUAUCCCCCCUGUCUCGUCUUUCCUCCAAGCUAUACAUGUUAAGAUCCUUUAACCUUUCCUGGUAAGUUUUAUCCCGCAAUCCAUGAACCAGUUUAGUAGCCCUUCUCUGAACCCUCUCUAAGGUAUCAAUAUCCUUCUGAAGAUACGGUCUCCAGUACUGUGUACAAUACUCCAAGUGAGGUCUCACCAGUGUUCUGUACAAUGGCAUGAGCACUUCCCUCUUUCUACUGCUAAUACCUCUCCCUAUACCAGUGUUUCCCAACCCAGUCCUCAAGGCACACCUACCAGUCCAGGAUUUAGGGAUUACCCAGUUGUGUCUAAGGUGUUUUUUUUCUUCUUUGUAAAAACACCUUAGACACACCCAGUAAUCCCUAAAUCCUGGACUGGUAGGUGUGCCUUGAGGACUGGGUUGGGAAACACUGCCCUAUACAACCAAGCAUUCUGCUAGUAUUUCCUGCUGCUCUAUUACAUUUUCUGCCUACCUUUAAGUCAUCAGAAAUAAUCACCCCUAAAUCCCUUUCCUCAUAUGUUGAGGUUAGGACUCUAUCAAAUAUUCUGUACUCUGCCCUUGGGUUUUUACGUCCAAGAUGCAUUAUCUUGCACUUAUCCACAUUAAAUGUCAGUUGCCACAAUUCUGACCAUUUUUCUAGUUUACCUAAAUCAUUUGUCAUUUGGCUUAUCCCUCCUGGAACAUCAACCCUGUUACAUAUCUUAGUAUCAUCAGCAAAAAUACAUACCUUACCAACAAGACCUUCUGCAAUAUCCCUAAUAAAAAUAUUAAAGAGAAUGGGUCCAAGUACAGAUCCCUGAGGUACCCCACUGGUGACAAGUCCAGGCUUCGAAUAUAUUCCAUUAACUACAACCCUCUGUUGCCUGUAAUUAACCCAGGCAAAGACCCACACAUACAUAUGAAACAUAAUACAACAGUAACGUUAUAACAUGAAACAUAACAAUCCGUAGGGGUAUACCAUGACACCCCCUACACCCCCUGGUUCAGAGCCACCAACGAGCUCGAACCUACCGACCCACUGUAACCCCGUGAGUAUUUGCCACUUAACCUAACCCUGCUAGUUCUCAACUCAACUCUACCCAGCCAGAGCUCAGGUCUUGAGUCCCCUAAGCCACCUGAGCACCCCCACCCUUCAAAAACAGUACCUUGCUUAUACCCUCCUGAAACCCAAGAUUAAGCAUAUCAUAACAAUGCACCCUAUCUGGCCGAUAAUACCCAGGAAGCAUUCCUUCCAGUUCCCGAUGCCUCACUACUACUCCACCUGUCAACUGUAUGAAAACUGACAUUGUCUUGUUAAUCUGUCCCCCACACCAAGCCACCACGACAAGGUCCAUAGCAUGCCUCCACUGCUGCCGAGGAAUCCCCUCAGACCACACCACAAUCAUGUCAGGAACCAGUUCCCGUACCCGGUCCACAUCCUUCUUCAUAAGCCUCACUAAUUCCCCCGUUGGUUGUUUCUGGACAGGAAGAGUAUGAAAUCUCUUCCAUAAUCGACUCCAGGUUUUCUAGCGGUUCCUUACAAUAUUUGGUUGAUUUGGAGGGGGUAUGGGCCUUCCGAAUGUUCUUGGGUUCCGGCUUCCGAUAUUAUGCCGGUCGCAAGAUUCGUUAUUUCCAUGCCAAGUUUCCCCAAAAAUCUGGUCCUGCCCGCCCAGUGAGCGGUCUACAUGUGGGGGGUAAUGUCACAUGUUCAUCCUCACCUUGUGCUGUCCAUGAGCAUAACUACCUUCCUGGCAUUGGUGGAGAUGCUGGUCAGCGGCUCUGUGCCGGUAUAUCUGGCUCCUGCAGCAUGUUGAAAGACGCCGGCCACUGCAGAUCCAUACCAAUUUGUAGCCUCACGUUUGCCCACGGUAUUGACGUCAGCGUGCGUGUGACGUCACUCAAAGGAUGCGCACGCACGUUCUGGGGUCAUAGGCCGGGUACGGCCAAUCGGAUUUAAAGGAGACUUAUUUAAACUCCUUUCUUGCCUUCCCUUAUUGCCCUGUUAUGGUUGUCUAAGAGUGUUCCUGAGUGUUUAUUUCUGGUUAUUGCCUGUAGCUUUGUUUGACGUCCCUGUAUUUUUGAAUCCUUGACUGUCUAUUUCCGUAUCCCCGACCUCGGCAAGUAUUCUGACUAUUCUUUGGUACGUUAAGUCCGGCCAUUCUAAGGCCCGGUAAGACGUUACCUUUAGUCCUAGGUGUGAUACAGUUCUGCAUGCUGGAUCAACUAGUAAUCCUGACACUAUGUUCCUGGUGCUAAAGACUGCCAUAUCAGCCUUCCAUACAGGACGUCCCGAGCCGCCACAUCUCUUCAGAACAUUCUUGACCGUUCUCCUGCGCACCAGGCGCCAUCAUCCGAAAGUGCUCCCACUGUGAACGAGACAAUGCAUCAGCCACCACGUUCAGAUAACCGGGCAUCCUUGCUGGUAUAGAAAUGGGACUUAGGCGGUCUGGCCCUCCGCGCUGGUCAGCCCGAUGGCGUCAGAAAACGCAUCUCUCUUGGGUCCAUUCCACGCCACGCUGCUCCACUAUCGCUCGGACACUUGCCAGGAAGGCCUCCACGGAAUCCAUCUGGAAGACAAAAGGGAGACACCGACCCUACACAACCAUAGGUAAGAGGGGGCAAUCUUUAAGAUGGCUGCCAUAUAUACUCCCACUAAGCCCAUCCCUACUAACCCCUCCCCACUUACUUCCUAUGCCUGCCCCUACAUCUGUCAAGGCCUAUUCCACCUAUUCUGUUAUUCCAUGGGCUACAUGAUAGAAAAAAAAUGUUCAACUAGUCUAGUGUCUCCAUAGUAGAAAAGUAGAGGAUACCACACCCACCAGGUAUCCAAGGAGCACCAAAUCAGAGGAUGGCCAAACCCCACUUUUAGAUAUAUGCAAUAAAAUAGUGGUCCAGGCACUCAAGGUAGUAGCCAAAAUAGCAGCUUUAUUGGAGCAAAGACAGCAACAGUUUGACCCAGCGGGUCUUUAGGAAACGUUGCUCCAAUAAAGCUGCUAUUUUGGCUACUACCGUGAGUGCCUGCAUCACAAUUUUAUUUCAUAGUUCAUCCCAAGUGACUUUAAUCACAUUUCAGUACAAUAAACAAUACUUUGUGUAUUUUAUUGUCAUGAGAUUACAAUACACAACACUCAGUUUUCAAUACACAAUAUGCACAUUCAGUGGUGACGCUACAUUCUUUCACCUCGGGCAAAGACUCAGUAAGGUUCCCCUUAUUUCUCCUAUCAACCACAGGUAGGCAGUGUACGCUGGGGAUCAGUGAGUUUUCAGCAUCGUGUACCAGGCAGUUACUCCAAUUUUCAUUACCCCAUUCUCUCUCUGCAGUGCUCAUUAAACCAUUCUCUCUGCUCCACCAAACUGGUAGGAGGAAAUUAAGGACGCUCACCACACCACCAAUGGAGUAUAUUGGAGUAGCCCUUUUUAAAGGGACUUGUGAGAGAUAGUGAUUAGGCUGUAUGUUUUGUACAUUGCUGUUUUGCACAAUUGUCAUUUCAUAUUAUUGUUGCGGUCCCUCAGGAAGUUACUAUAAUAAAAACAAAACGCUUAGGACCUGCCGCUUUUAUAUAUUUUUAACCACAAUUUGCCAAUAAAUACUUGAUACCUAUUUAUCUAGAUCCAAGUCUCUUUCCUGAUCAAGUGGUGACCACUAGGGUGUAUAGCCCCUCAUCAUCUUUGGGGAAGGCACAUUGGAAGUGUGUGAAUACAUGUUCCUUUGUGAGGGCAAUUUAAUAUCGCGUGAUCACUAUAUAAUUAACAAAAUGACCCUAUGUUGUGUUUAUUUGUAUUGUAUUUGGAACAUCAGUUGUAUCCCACAUUCUUUGAACUUUGUAUCUUUGUCGGUUGAAUGAGAUCGUUGUCUGGGAGGUGAGCUAUGGGAAUCUGUUUUUUAAGAUAAGUAUUAUUUUACUUUAGUUUUCAUUUCUCUUUUUUUUUGGUGUAGGGUUUGUGUGUUGAUAUAGAUAUAGAUACAGAUAUAUAUAUAUAUAUAUAUAUAGAUAUAUAUAUAUAUAUAUAUAUAUAGAUAUAUAUAUAGCGCCAACUUAUUCCGCAGUGCUGAACACUAUUAUAAAGGGUGGAAUUUACCAAUAAGCGAGAAAAUUAUAAAUGUUACAGGAACAAUAGGCUAAUGAGGACUCUGCUCGAAAGAACGUACUAUCUACACAUUACACACAUUGGUUUAACUGGAAGGUAAAAGGUUUUGCUGUUUUAGAAAAAAAGUUAAAUAAAUAGACUCUCCCUGGUUCGCAUACUUACAUAGCGUCUAACACAUUCAAAAGCACCCAGGUAAGUGGGGGACUGCACACUCCACCACCUUGUCCUAGCAACCUAUGACAGCUUGGUAAGACUGACUAGUGCACAAACCUGUCUUCUGGAGUGUUUUUCAUGAUUUGGGUGAUUGGGAGCUGGGCAGAGCUAAGGAAGAAUGGUAGAGCUGAUAGAUGCCAUGUAUAGCCUGAAAAUAGAGCGUUUAUUUCUGGUGCUGAGAAUUCUGGUCAUGACAGUGCACACACUCUUCAAAAAAAUGUAAUUAAAAGUUAAAUUACCCAAAGGAAAUAUAAAUAGUAGUCCUAACCAAAGCAACGUAUAUUUGUUUUUAUUUUUCGAUUGUCCCUACGCCUCCAUGGACAAGCCACCCUUGGUUAUUCACUAAAGUGAGAAUUCAAAGUGAAUUUCGAAUUUAAGUCAAAACAGUCUGGAAAACGUCUGUCAAUUAUCUUUUCAGUUUUGCUACCUUGCUCUAAAAUUUGAACUUCACUGUGAAUUCAAUAUGACUUCACACUUGUAAAUAGCAGUGAAUUGAGAACCUAAUUUGGGCAAAGAUGGUUGAUUUGGAAAACUUCUCAAACUCCUCUAUAGUCUUGAGCUGACUAAGCCUUCAGGUUGUAAAUCAUGGAAUAAAUUAUUAUUUUUAAUAUACUUUUUAUAGGAGCUAUUGUUCUUGCUUGUGAAAUUAACGGUCUGCAACAUUUGCCGACCAAUUUACAUUUGAUAAAUAUUCUAUAGUAACCUACGUUUAAAAAUAUGUAUUUCUUUCUACAGGACUGAAGUGGGAUCUUUACUGGCAAAGAAGGUAAGACAUAGCUUAUAAAUUAAUUGUGGCAUCGUUGACUAAAGAUUUAUAUACAGAGGUCGCUUAUGAACUUACUUUGUUUUUGGCACUUUUAAAGGAAAGUAAAGCAAAAUAUAAAUCCUUAGAAGUCAAACUGUUUUAAAACUCACAGUGGGAGAAGCACCGGGGCUCUACUGGCACCAUAACCACUACAGAAUACUAUGGUGCUGAGUUUUCCUUAAAGGAAAAAAACUAUAAAUCAUAUCCUUGGUCUAAGAUUUCAUUCUUUAUCUGAUAUUUGUAAAUAAGUUGCAAAGCCCUGGGCCUUAUGUAUUUUGUGACAGUCUGCUACCUGUAUUAUUAUGAAAGUGUCAAACUUCACAUCAGGUUAUCAGCAAAAGCCAUCCAUUGUAAGUAUUAAUUGGAGAAAUCCUGAAACUCCAAAAGUAUAGACAUGAGUGAGAGGUUCUGUUCUAAAAAAUGGUCUAAAGUACUAAAAGUGCAACAAUCGCCAUGGAAACUAGUGGAACUUGUAGACACAUUCUUUGGACCACUUUUAAGAAUAGAACAUUUUGAUACUCUCCCCAUUUAUCAUAUAAGACUGUACUAGAGAUCUGCGCAAAAUACAUCUGUGUCUUCCCAUGAACUUUCACCCAACUCUGUUUACCGCUUGCUCUCCUUGCUACUAGGAUAACUCCAGGCACAAUAACUACAGGAGUGCCUUGGUGUUCUUCCAUUGUAAAUAGUAAAACUAUUUUAAAAAGAUGUGACUUCUCAUCUGUGGUCCAUCAGACCCUGCUCCUUGCCUCCACUGCAGCUGAAAGCUCUCAGCUCUGAGCUAAAUAUCCAGUGGCAUCUAACAGAAAAAUGGUAAGAAGUCAAACAGUUCUAAAACCAUUUGAUUGCUUACAAGGUUGGGGAGCCAGGGCUUUCCUAGCUCUAUAACCACUACAUCAUCACCAUUAAACCUACCGUAUUUUCCGGCGUAUAAGACGACUGGGCGUAUAAGACGACCCCCAACUUUUCCAGUUAAAAUAUAGAGUUUGGGAUAUACUCGCCGUAUAAGACUACCCCUCUUCCAAUGCACACCAAAUAAAAAUUAGCCAUGAUGUACAGUGAGCAGACAGCUACACAGCAAGACAUUAAAUAAUGAUAAUCUGAAAUAGCAUUUAAAGCCCAGGUAUGUGCCAGGCUGUUUGGGCAUAUAAUCCAUGCCUGCUGGUCUAGCACACAGGAGGCUAAUUGCGAUAUAUUCUCUUUUUACUCCCCCCCCCUCCAUUUUUUUUACUCCCCUCCUCCAUUCUUUUUACUCCCUACCUCCAUUCUUUUUACUCCCCCCCUCCAUUCUUUUACUCCCCAAUCCUCCCUACAUUCUUCUCACCUCCCUUUCCCUGUGCAGAGUGGGUGGCCGUGCUCCUCUUCGUCCUGUCAGUCCGGCCGGGUACCGCGCGGUACAGGAGAUUCAGUUACCUAUUCCCGGCCGGACUGAAAGGAAGUGAGCACUCAGUGUGCACUUCCUUUCAGUCCGGCCGGGAACAGGUAACUGAAUCUCCUGUACCGCGCGGUACCCGGCCGGACUGACAGGACGAAGAGGAGCACGGCCACCCACUCUGCACAGGGAAGGGGAGGUGAGAAGAGAGGCAGUGCGGCAGCCGUCUGAGCACUCGCUAUAGCAGCAUUAGAAGGGCCGGCGAUGGGGGUGCUGGGCGCCCACGACAGCCAUAUAGACCCUAUACCCGGCGUAUAAGACGACCCCUGACUUUGGAGAAGAUUUUCCAGGGUUAAAAAGUCAUCUUAUACGCCAGAAAAUACAGUAGAUACAUAGCUGUAAUCCAGCCCUUUAACUGUCUCCUCUCAGCAGCCAUUCUGCCUCUUUUGAGAUCAUCAUCUGUCCAGUCAAAUGCAUUGGAGACCUAUGAUUGAGGCACAGCAGUUACUGCACAUCUAUAAACUGUGCACUCUAAGCACCAUGACUGCAGCCUGCUGUAGUGGUUAUGGUGCCAGGUGGGCCCUGACGCACUCCCCUAAGUAGCGAUUGACAAAGGGCCUCUCAAAAUCAUCCCAGCAGAGUGCUCCUCCACUCAAAUACACAAACCAUUGCUGCUGGAUGUGGAAGCAUCAGACUCUUUUGAUGAACUGAUUAAAGGUUUCUGGACUAAACUUGCAAAAUGACAGACCUAGUGAUGUUAUCAGCUGGAUACCAGCCAAUAACUUGACGGGGUUUAGCUGACUCCAAGCAUAAGCAACUGCUAGUGAAACCCCAAGAUAGAGCUAUAGCGCAUGUUGCCCUCCAAGGUAGUAAGCUCAUUGGGUGACAUUACAAUUUCUUUACCAUCACCUAAUAGCAGAUGAAAUGGUAUGCCUCAGGUUCUUGUCUUCAGUUCUGAAAGAAACCAGGACAGGGCAAGUUGCAACUGCUGUCGCAUAUGGGCCUUGGAUUUUAACAUCAACCAACCCUAACUCUUGUAUACUAACCAGCCCAUUCUUAAUUGUAUAAUUUUCUCCCUUGAGGAGACUUAUCCUCAUUCCAAAGUUAAUAAAUAUCUGAGCUAAGUGGUAUGUCUUAUCAUUCUUGUUUUUUGAACAUAAAAGACUUGUAUUACUUAUUCCUACUAAGAUUUGUACUAGGAAAUUUGCCAAUAACUUUGGUGAUUAUGAAGCUGAAACAAAAAAAUGGAUGAAUGGUAUAGAGAAGGAAAAUGGAAAACAAAACCGUUCAGUAAAAUAUCUUUGAGAAUACUUCUGUGACACUUCAUCCACUCUCAAAGUAGGGUAGAAAGAGGGCAAAGUAAUUGUGGGGUAUACCGUGAUCAUGUCUUAAGGAAUGGCUAUUGUAUGUGAUGUAGGACAGUCAUGAGCUUUGUAAUGCAUAUAUAUAUAUAAAUAUACAGCUGCACAAACUGUGAAGCCCAGUUUAUUUUUUAGAGAUGAAUCAUUUGAUUAAGUUAAUCAUUACAGUCCAUGGGUCAGAGUCUAGUGCAGGCUGUGCCUUACAAAUAGAUUUUUUUUAUUUUUUUUAUUUUUUUAUGCAACCUCAUAUAAUUACAUGAAACCUUAUGCUUAACCUUCUUUAAAACAUAAUGUAAGGUUUCAUGACCAAUCUGUUAUGCUUAUUCCACCAUUUUGUUCCUGCCUUGUAGAAAUGGGGUUAGUGAGUUACCAGGCAGGACAGUUUUGUGUCUAUCAGUGUUAUAUCUGAGUUGUUUACUCUAUAAUUUUGCAAACACUAGUGGCAGUAGAGGAAAGCUGUCCUUGGACGCAUUCAGAGAGCACACUAAUCAUGUUGAUGUGAUUGUAACAUGCAUAGGGAACAACAAGAGAUGUUCUGUAGGUUUUUGGUUUGUUUUUUAAGAAUUUUUCAUUUCUGUUGUAGAUGGGCUGGAAAUUCUAUGAUGCUGAUGACUAUCAUCCACUGGAGAACAAAACUAAAAUGUCUCAAGGAAUACCUUUAAAUGAUCAGGUAUAGCUAUAGUCAUAUUUAACAUUACUUUGUUCCAAAUGGGGGCCUUACGUGCUACAAAAAUCAAUGGUGUAUCUCUGUAUUUAUGAGCAAUGUGAGAGCAAAGAGUGUCCACCACUUGUUCUAGAUGAGCUUUUGGUCCCUUUGAAUUAGCACAAAUAUCUGUGUUAUGUUUUGCUGGCAUUCUGGACUCUAUGCCUCCUUUACCAUUCAAAUAAAUCCAUAGGCCUGCCUCUAAUAAAUAUGCAUAUAUCACUGGUUCCCAACCUGUCCUCGUGGCCCACCAACAACACAGGCUUUAUGUAUUUCAGUUGUUUAUUCCAAUUGAGAUACUGACAACCUGGAUUGGUGGCUGGCCCAGAGUACUGGUUUGGGAACCGCUGGCAUGUAUUGAAGUGAUGAAAGUCUUUAAUGUAUAUACUUUCUUCUGUAAGUGGCUUGCAGUAAUAUUCUACUGUAUCACCCACUAAUAUUAAUAUGCAAUCUGAAUUUCUAUAUAAAAAAUAUACAUUUAUUCUACUCACAAUGCAAACAGCAGUACAUAUAUGAAAAAAAGUUGAUAGAUGGUACAGCUUAAUUAUGUUCCAGGGAGAGAGGUCCAGGAAGAAAAGAGUGCGUCUGUUCAGAAAAUCAGGAAAUAGACUUUGUGGUCCUUUGUCCAAUGUUCUAAAUAGUUAUGACAAUAAUCGCAUCAGAAAGUUUAGUUAAAACUCUGGCCAUUAAAGGACACAUAAGAUUAUUUUCUCCUCUUGGUAAACACCAACAUUCCAGACUACUCGUGGUACAGAAUAUCAAAUUACCACCUGCUCUUUUUAACCCAUUAAAUAUCCAUACCUAAUAUUAAUAGGAGCAUGGAAUGGAAUAUUCUACACUGCCCUACUUCAAAUUAUGUCCCAAUGAACACAGGGUAUUAAUGAUGGUUCUCAGUCUUGGUUGAACUGGUAAGUGUACAGCUUGAUGGAGAACCAGUCUGGGGAUCACCUGCUUACUAAAUACUUGUCUGUCAAAUCCAAAUAUUCAAUUCUACAAUGCAUCUUAUUUAUACACACUGAUUUCUAAAAACAUUAAGUUUAAAAGCACAUUUCUGUGAGUUUUAUUGUUGUGGAGCUCUGUCACAUACUUGGAUAUACCCAAAUAUAUGGAGCUCAAAGAAAAGAGGGACAGGGAUUUGGACCAAAAAUGGGGACACGUGGGAGGUAUGCUUGAUUAAAUCUUUUUCUCUGGCUCCUUAUGUGGGACAGUUUAUACAUCACAUUCUUCACUACAUCUUUCCUUCUCUUGGGUUCUUUCAUCCCUUAAGUACAUGAAAAUUUAUACAUCUAAAAAUAUCUGGUUUAUUUACUAAAGUGAAAAUUUAAGGACAAAAUAGUCAAACUAGAAAAAAAAUCUGUUUGUGCUUUCAGUUCAGCUAGUCUGGCCCUAAAUGUAAAAUUCACUUUAAAUUCUCACUUUAGUGAAUAACACUGUAUAUCCUAAUACAUUGUGAUAGUGUCAGUAUUUUCUGAUUACUGUGCUUCACCUAAUCGUAGAACACAUUGCAAACACCUUUAUGGGCUGGGUUGCACUUCACCCAUUAAUUCAAAAGUUUGUGUUACUUCUUUACAGAUCUUCCCAAUUCUCUUAAAACAUGCUAAAACAUGAAAUUCAUUUCAUACUCAACUUCUCGCUUUGGUUUGGAAAUCUUGCAAGCCACAUAAAAGUCUAACAAAAAUACUGCUUCCCAAGUCAUUCGAAGAUAGUAGUCUUAAUCUCCUCAACACACACUGAACUAAAUAUAUACAAAAAUUUAAAAUAUUUUGUUUGUAAAAGGGUGUCUUCCCUUAAGGUCCAGUAAAAGUGAGCUGGUACAGGUUGCUUGUUGCUACCUCUUCAACACAUAGCUUUGUGCACUGGGAGGAAGUAGUGUUUACCAGGAAGAAGCCAAGCUGUUGUCAGUGGUUCUGUCCAGCCCGACUCUGACAUGUGGUCCAGUUUGUGAAGAUCUUUUUAUCUUCUGAACUGGACCUUAUAUGAAAGGCCACUUGCUCUCAACCAUGUUCUUUAAUACCAAUGGGUGCUACUUUUCUAUCAAACUAUAUAAUUGGAUUAAUUCCAGAAACACAUAUAUAGAACUCCACUCAAAUUUUGCAGCUCCUAUUCCCUCUCUUUUACUUUACACACCUAGAUUGCAAAUACCAGAAUAAGAUAACAAUCCUUUAUUUGCUCUAACUAUCUGUACUUGGAAACUAAUAUAUAAAAAACUAGCACUAGAAUGUCUGACUUCUAUUUUUUUAUCAUGUAACAACUUUCAAAAGGGCAAAGCACACAUUUCAUCUACACUUAAUCUUUAAACAUAAAUACCAUUCCCUCCAUAUGUGACUACUCAUGAAAAAAUAUAAUUUCUGUCCCAUUUUAUCUAACUACAGGCAUGUGUUAAUGCCAUGCUCGCGUUUUGGUCUACAUAUUAGUAGCAUGUUUUACAGGAAUAGGGAUUACAAUACAUUACAUGAUGCUCACAUUUCAUCAGUUUAAAAUGGGUUACAAUUUUAUUUCAUUUUUAAAGGGACACUGUAGGCACCCAGACCACUUCAGCUGAUUGCAGUGGUCUGGGUGCUGUGUUCCUUUUGCACCACAUUGAAGCACUAAUUCUGCCCUCAGUGGCUGUCUAAACCACGUGUCUUCUUGUAGAUGGAUCAGGUGGUUUGUGUGUUUGCACUUCCUGGCUGAUCUGUGGUGUGUGCAUGUAUAUCUUGCCAUAAAGUACAGUAAUAUGAUUGACUACGAUACACUCUAAGUGAUGUUUAUGUAUUUUACAGUUGUCAUUAAUAUAAUACUAAUAUCUGUAUACCCAUAUACUCACUGCAUGUACUCAAUAUCACACUGCUAGUGGACACAUUGGUACUGUAAAGUAAAUUAUGUAUGUUUAUUAAUAUAGGAAAACCAGUGGAUACAAGGGAUACCUUCCAGUAGUGGUGAUAAAGACUAACACAGUGCUUGAAAUCCAGAAUUCUUGGGAUAUACAUAAGGCUAUUCUUAAAGUGAAGCUGGUAUGACCGAUUCACUUUAACUAUUAACUUUUCUUUAAGCAAUGACUAUAUAAUGCACCAUAGAGGUAAAUUAUACAUUUUAUUGCUUUAGGAGUACCUGCAGAAAGAUUAUUUUGCUCUCCCCAUUACUCAUUUUCCAGCACAAAUGGCUAUGCUGCCUCUACGCCAAGAAUUAAAAGGUAGCAGGGAGAGGCCAUAUCUUCAUAUUAAUUUAUUGUUAAAUCUUUAAAUUUUCUUGCAAAUUAGCUUGCACAAUGUAUAGAUGAAAUGUUUUUUCCUCCAUAAUUUAAAAUGUAUGUAAAGGGAUACUCUAAGUACCAAAACAACUUUAGUGUAAUGGAGCAGUUUUGGUGUAUAGACAUGCCUCUGCAGACUCUGUGCUUAGUUAUCUGACAUUUAGAAGUUACAUUUCUUUUUUGUUUCUAUAUAUGCAGCCCUAGCCAAAGGCAACAUAACCAAUCUGGCAAAUUUCAAUGUGGAAAAAACUGAAAUGCAAGCCUUAUAUUUGACUCUCUAACUUAUAAACACGAGUUAAAGACAGUGCUGCUUUGCAAACAUGCAUAUCAGACAAUAUUAUAUCAAUUUAAAACAGCACCAAUGAGUGAGAACUAUAAGUAGUACCACCGGGUGCCAUCCACAGUAUUAUGUGUUAUAUGAAACUAACUUAUUGACCAUAUUGCCUUAAGAGCAGUAUAAUAAAAAGCGCUAAAAUUGAGGCACGAAAAGCAUUAGGGGGUAGACAGGUUAAUUAGUCAAUGCCUAACAUGUCUUGUGUGCUGUCCUGACUGCGGUGCAAACCCAAGUCCUGCACGUUUAUACCCCACCAGCCCCAGGCUGCUAUACCGUCUGAGUCCCAACAAUAGUCGAGGAGACUUCCACAUCCAGAAUUAAGACCAGAUAUGGUCCAACAUGAGUCGUUCCUCAGGAGUGUGGUGAGGUGGUGGCUUCUCCUCGGUGGCCAUCUUGGGUCUCUGGUCGCAGUAUGGCCACAUGUUGGAGAUUGCCGGUUCAUGCAAAGGAUAGCAGGGUAGCACCACUUUGGGGACCGGGAUAACCCCCCACUGAUCGCCGGCGGGUCCUUUAAUAUUGUGGGGGAUUUUUUCCCCCAUAUUCUUCUAACAUACAUAAGAGGUUUAUUUUUAAAGUGUAUUAUGUAAACCUGAUCUUUGCUACUCUUAUACAUUAUUGUAUUGAUGUACUCUGUACUCUGAGUACAACAAUACUCCUGAUGGAUGCCUUUGUCACUAUCCUGUAAAGCUACAGUAUCAUAUAAGCAACCUGACCAUUUCAGUUUUUACUGUUAGCAUUUUGAUACUUGGAUUUGGUGGGCAUAUGUCUUAUUUUGGGUCAUUAUAGCACUUUGACUAUUCAAAUUACCAGACAUAGAUAAAGGAAAUUUUAGUAUUAGAGCUCUCUUUACAGGAAGUGUUUAGGUAGACUGUGUACAUUACAUGCAGGGAGGUGUGGCUAGAGCAGCAUAGACAAAGUGAUUUAACUUUUUAAAUGGCAAAGAUUUGAGCAGUGAGACUGCAGGGGCAUGAUCUAUAAGCCAAAUAAAUUUAUAUUUACUUCAUGGAAGAUCACCUAUGGUAUGCAGUGGAGAAAAAGUAACCUAUGGGUAAAAAACAUGUUUUUUUGGGGGGGGGAGGGGGGGGUUACGGUUAUUCACAAAAGGAUUUACCUAGAAAUAAAAUCGCCACUGUGGGGGGAAAAAAGCUGGUUUGGAUAUUUUUUCUUAGCACUUCAGUAACAUUUUGUGGCUUGUCUAUUGUGAAACACCUUAAUUUAGCCUGGUUAGCAUUAGGUAGUCCUAGUGUUACACACCAUCCAGCUGGCUUAUAUGACUUAUUUAAUCAAGAAAUGUGAUAUGAGCGUUACAUUAAGCUGCAUAUAUAAUUCAUUACACACCCAAUGCAAAUACAAAGGUCUAUUUGCACAUCUAUUGUUAUUUGGAUCACGGACACAUAGAUACUUUUUUUUUUUUUAGAUUAAUAUUACCUUUCACUUAGCACCAUACAUUUAAUAACUUCAUGUUAAGAACUAAGAAGGAAACCGAACCUGUCCUUGUUUUCAUGAAAUUAGAUAAUAAAUAAAAUGUGCAAAAUGGUACUUAAGGUAAACAAACUCUUGCAAAACUGGCCCAUUCUUUUGGGAUCACUUAAUUUAAUAUAUCCUUCUGUGCACUAUAAUGUAAAAUGAUUAUUUACAAAAAUCCUGAUAGAAAACCAAUACCCCCCUUUGCAAAAUCAUAAUACAAAGACAAUAUCCACUAGUGCAACAGUAUUUGUAAAACAAUUUCAAUAUAAAAUAUGUAUGUAAAUUGACUUUUACACUUCACAUACACUAAACACACUGACACACACAUUCACUGCAUACUUUUAUAUACACACUUUAUGCCUGAUGUUCUGCUUUCUGCCUUGCGUGCCUUUAUUUCGUAUUGUGGAUUUUUGUUUGCCAAUGGCUUGUGAUCCAAUUCCCUUCCCUGUCCAUUGCUUGAGGACAUCCUGCUGUGCAGUGGUGCUUGCUACACUUUCAGCCCACAGCAUCCUGGCUUGUCAUAUUUGGAAGUCUUGCUUAAACGGUUAGUGGAGGUGAUAGCAGGGUACUGAUAAAUGCUGAUUAGUAUUGACAUGUCCUCCAGGGCCUCCAAAGCACAUUCCAUGACACUGAGAAGCUUAUCAUUCAUCUUUAUUAUAUGUGACAAGUCCUGCUUUCGUCCAAAGAAACGCUGUUUGGAAGGAAACUUUCUCAGCAGCAAUUGUAUUGGGAGCAUUUCUCACCCACCCCCCUGAAUAACUUCUGAUGCACAUUAUCUCAGCACCUGCUUCCCUCUAACACUAAUUUUCACAUUUAGCAUUUAGGUGUAAUUAAAUGUAACCAUAUAAAGCAAACUACACAGCUUAAAGCUAUUCUUCUGAAUCCGUUGUUUGUUUUGUUUUUUUUAAAAAGGGAGAUAAAAUAUACAUUCUUAAGGAAACACAAUAUCUAGGUAUAGUAGGAUGAAACUUUAAAACCAUAAUGAUUUAUAUUCUCUGUCAAGCACUUAGAGAAACACUCUCUAGGUUUAAUAACAACUUAAUCUCAAUGAAGUUUUUAUGGUUCCUAUGGUGUUCCUUUAAAGUCUGUCAUCUAAAUCAUUGAUAGCCAAAGGCAGAUAUAUAACAGUUCAAUAGCUACAAAUCCAUUUGUGACGGAGCUCCUGUACUCCUGUAUCUCCGCCCAGAUUGCUUCCUAGUCGCUGGACAGGUCCCUGGAGCACUUCAACCCCAGUCGCUGAGGCUUGACUGGGGUCUCUCUGAAACAUUUCCAGGCUGCAGCUCUCCUUCCAGGCAGCUAUCGUUCCCCUCUGCCUUUUCCUCUGCUCUGCAGCCCUUCAUCCAGGCAGGUGUUGUUCCCUCUGCAGCUUUCCUUCCAGGCAGGUAUGUACCGCUGCCUGCAAUGUGAUGGCUCUUGUCUUUAUAAAGACACUUGCAGCUCUCAGGCCUAGUUCUCUGUGAUUUGCACCAGGGCUAGAAGGAACGUGCAGUCAGCCAACAGGUGCGACAUCUGUUACUGGGAUGCAUAAAAAUCCACACGUGACACACUGUUCCAAAAGGAACGGGCUGACUGAAAUCCAGACCUAAUUCAGGCUUUUUUGGAGUCUGACUCACAAAAUCUAGACAUUGUUAAAUAGCAUGGACAAUGUCUAGAUUUUGCAGUCUCUGGGGCCCUGUACAGCACCAAUUGGUCUUACCCGAUUUGGUAAGGGGCCUUGGGACUUUAGUGAAUAAGCCUGAAUAAAGUAUAGGCGUCACAAUCUAAUAACCAGUGGAUCAAUCAGUAUUACAAGUCAUUUUUUAUGUUGUUUCUACUUGUAAUAUUAUGUGAUGGAAAAACAAAAGCUAUAUUAUUGAUUUGUAGAUGUUCACCAAACGCCUCCAGAGGAAGAUCGCUAUGGCUGUAAGCCAUUUGGACCCUUAUUUACAAUUACAAAAUUAAAUCUAUCUAUUUGCAAGGUCUGCUUAUUUGUUUUAUAGUAGACCACUGAUUAGGUGACCAGAUAAUGGUUAGAGAGCCUAUUUUAUAUACAGAGUGCGUAGAAACAAGUGUUAUGUAUAGGGAUUCACAUUGAUCAUGAAAGAUAACAAGCACUUGUAUGUUCUGUCAUAAUGGCAAUAAACAAUGUUGUUGGUUUUUUUUGUUUGUUUUUUACAUUUUAUUUUCUGUUUACCAGGUUUGAGGUUUUUUUGUAUUUUAAUUCUACUUUAAUGUCCCCACAUAGGACAGACACCCUUGGCUUUGCGUAUUGCAUGAAUUAAUAAUGAGGUAAGUGCAGUUGGCUUAUUUCCAUAUUUAGCUAUCCGAAAGCCAAAAAUGUUAUUUUUCACCUUAAGAAAACUGUAUCUAUGAAUAUUGAAAGCAUGACUACUAAUUAACUUCUGUAUCUGUCUGUUAUAGUUUAUGUUCAGGUGAUCCCCAUAUAUGUUAAAAUGCAAAAUGUUUAGUCACCCAGGUAACUUCUACUGCACUAACCAAGAAAAACAAUGCUUUUCUAUGGAGCAGCUUAAAUGCAAAGGACCUGGGAAGGCACCCUGAUAUACCUUUACUUACCUGCAUCUUGUGAGCACAAUUCUAUCUGCAGAGGAGGAUUGGCAUCUACUAAAUGAUGUUUUGAUAUUAUAAUUUUUUUAACAGAUUUUAGUGUAUUCAACAUUUUUGGUUUAUAUGUAAUUUGAUUCCCAGAUACAAUAGUUGGUGGUUAUACCACCUAUUUCUAACUCUCCCCUAACCAAACCCAAAUUGUAACCUUAAAGGGACACUAUAUUCAUCUGAACAACUUCAGCUUAAUGAGGUUAUUCAGGUGAGAACUAUAGCUCCCUGCAGCCUCUCAUGUAAACACUGUAUUUUCUGUGAAAAUACAGUGUUAACAUUGGAAGCUAGGAACACCUCCAGUUGCGGUUACUCAGACUGCCACCAGAGGGACUUCUGAGUUGAUGAAUGCAUAAUUCACAUUCAUCCACGUUUGACGUCUUCACGCUUGGGUGAGGGCAUCAAACGUGCUAUCAGCAUACAGGAGAUAAGAGGCGCGUUCACAGCACCUCCUAUGUCCUGUAGUAACCCCGGAGCCUGUGAGCGAUGAGAGCAGACAGUGUGGGAGAUAAGAUCUUCUGUACACAGCAUUGGCUCGAGCUGACAGGCUGAAGGCAGGAGGAUGCAGAGAUAUCCGGACUUCAAACAGUAAGUACACUUAUUUUAAAAAUUGAGUGUGAGAGACAGAGACAUAUAGAUUUAGAGAGAGACAGACAUAUAGAUUUAGAGAGAGUAUGUUUAACAAAAUUUAUUUAAAAUCUGUGUUUUUAUACAAACACAAUAUAUAGAGAUUUCUUUAUAUGUAGUGUUUGUAUACUUACUUUUGGCUGGAGGGUUGCCAUAGGAGGGAGGCGGGCAUAGACAGCGAGCUGAUUUGUCAGUCAGCUCAGCUCGCGAACACGCAUACCACGCGGUAGAGCGCUGAGUUCAUUCAUAGGGCGGCAUUCAAUGAACGCAGUGUGAAGGCCGCUUAUGUGCACCAGAUCGCUAUGACUCUUCUCUUACAGGGUUAAUCACUAAAUAAAGAAUAGUUAGGAAUUCAAAGUGAAUUUCAAAUUUAAAGCUAAAUUAGCUGAACUGAAAGCAUAGUUUAAUUGGAGAGUGUUUCCAAUUUCGCUGUAUUGGACUUAAAUUUGAAAGUCACUUUAAAUUCACUUUGAAUUCCCAAGAUUCUCACUUUAGUGAAUUACAAUCACCAGCAUGCAUCUCAGCUAUUGUUUUGAUAAUUUUUUUUAAUAUUCAUAUAAUUUCUUUUAAUGCGUGCUCUCUCUCUUCCUUUUUCAAAUAUAAUUGCUUUGCUACAUGAAAUGACAAUAUUAAUCUUUUCGCUUACACAAACUGGUCUUGGUUGUGAUUUUAAUCACCUCCCAAAAACUCUUACACUCUUUUGUUCUUUGUCAUAGAGAAAGGACAUCUGGUCUCCAUGUGGUACUGGCAUGCUCGGCUUUAAAAAGGGCCUAUAGGAUUACACUGACAACUGGGAAAACACCUCUCAAUGGUGAAUGUCCUUGUGAAGAGAAUGAGGACCUUUCCUCUUAUACAAUCUUUGUCCACUUGCAUGGGUCAAUGGAAAUUAUCUCCAAGAGACUAGAAAUUAGAACAGGACAUUUCAUGCCUUUAACAUUAUUACAGUCCCAGUUUGAUACGCUGGAACCCCCAGCAGAGCCAGAAAUCUAUAUCACAGUUAAUGUUGAAAGAGAUAUUUCAGAAAUAAUCAUAGAACUACAAGAGAUGAUAAAGCAUAAGACCAAUCAGACAGUUUGUAGUAUUUCCAAAUCCAAUGUACUAUUAUAGUGUUUACUUUUUCAGAACUCUUUUUUCCCCUUCUGAAUGAGUUCAAGAGAGAGAACCUCUAACUGUCUCUGAAAGUACAAUUGAACAUCAGUGUUUAUUAUUUUCAUGCCGCCAAGUGCUUUUGUGCCUGAUAUCACUUAUUGCACACAAGUUCUAAAUGUCUUAAUUUUGCUUUUCGAACCAAGAUGGAGGGCAACAGCCAGGAGCAAAAGAAAAAAGUUAAGUCUUGAUACUGCUCCAAAAAUAGGGAAAUGCUUCAUAAACAAUCUCAUUUCUGUUAUAUGUUUGUUAAAAUAUGUUAAUGAUGGC